This is a messenger RNA of Chondrus crispus (carragheen), 195 nucleotides long. RefSeq lists its product as hypothetical. The transcript has a single exon. The coding region runs from base 1 to 195 and encodes 64 amino acids. Lineage: Eukaryota; Rhodophyta; Florideophyceae; Gigartinales; Gigartinaceae. The record is from RefSeq and is a predicted model, not a curated record.
AUGAAGGAGUCGCGUGGCGCUCCCACACUCAUGAAUUGCGGAAGCACGGGAAGUUUGACAGGGGGGCUGUCAACGGAUCGCUGGGCGAUGGCGACGCGGAAGAUGAUGGGCGAGGGCAGAAUGUGUGCAUCCCAGUACAGACGGGUGCGGGUCGGGGCCGGACAAUCGGUGGCAGGCACCACGUUUCUUCCGUAA